UCGUUUUAUUCCUUCCCCCUUCUUUAUAAAGCUUAGGAGAUUUUACCAGUCUAUCUGCCAAUUCAUACGUUGCCACCAUUAGCUUCUACCACCCACUCUCCUGCAUUCCACUCGAAAAGAAGAUCCUCUUGACUCUUCGAUCUCCUUUACGGUCAGGUUUAGAUAUUCCCCUCGUUGGUUUGAUCCAUACGAUAUCCAUAAUUCGUAGUUCCUCCUCACCAAGUGCUUCGCCUAUAUGUCCGGUCUACAUUUCCACCAAAAAUCAUCAAGCGCAUCAAGAAACCAACCAUAUUCCUCCUUAAUCUAAGAAGAUCGACCUUCGAAACUCAUGCCCGUUCUCCAUGAUCCGCAAUCCUUCCGCCUUCUUUCCUUCACAGCAUAAGUCAAAGGAUUUAUCUUCAAUAUAGAGAAACCUUCGUCCAUAUGAGCUCAUGGAUAUAUUUGGGUAGUGGUUGGCCUAGACAGCCGACAGAUUCCGAACACGGGUUAGGGUUUAGAAGGAGAAAGAGAGAGAGAGAGAGAGAGAGAGAGAUAAAUCCUAUAUUUUGUAAUGAAUUUAUCUAAAGAUUCACAAGAUUCACAACACCAACCCAAUCAUAUAUUUUAUAAUGAAUUUAUCCAAAAAAAAACCUUUUGGAAAAUUGUUUAUCUUCAAACAUUUGCUUUGCAAACCCUUGUUUUGGAGUCAUGCUUAAUUUUCUACCACAAGAUUGCUUUGGUUCCUGUCAGAGUUGCUGGUGGGCUGUUAUUUGAGCUAUUAGGUCAAUCAGUGGGCGAUCCUUUUGUCAAUGAAGAUGAUCUACCAAUUGUUCUAAGAUCAUGGCAGACACAGAAUUUCUUAGUAACUGCCCUUCAUGUUAAAGGGUUUGCAUCAAAUGUUAAUGUUUUAGGUAUCACAGAAGUGCAGGAGCUGCUUACUGCUGGGGGUAAUCUUGUACCGCAAACUGUCCAUGAGUUGAUAGCACAACUAGCUUCCCAUCUUGCACGAUGGGAUGAUAGGCUUUUCCGGAAAUAUAUAUUUGGGGCUGCUGAUGAAGUUGAGUUGAAGUUCAUGAACAGGAGAAAUCAGGAAGAUUUGCAGCUUUUCACUUUGAUUUUGAACCAAGAAAUCAGAAGGCUAUCAACCCAGGUUAUAAGAGUGAAAUGGUCCCUUCAUGCCAGAGAGGAGAUUGUGUUUGAGCUGCUUCAACAUUUGAGAGGGAAUUCAACAAGAUUCUUGCUAGAAGGAAUAAGAAAGAGUACAAGGGAAAUGAUUGAAGAGCAAGAAGCAGCUCGCAGUCGUUUAUUCACAAUUCAAGAUGUUAUGCAGAGUACUGUUCGUGCAUGGCUGCAGAUACGUACACUUGCACAGAGGACAUUUACAUUCGUGAUUAUACAACUCUCUAUGUAUUUGUUCGUACGUGGUUGUAUGUGUUUCUUUUGAGUGAAAAUUUUGUGCAAAUUACUAAUUUAUACUUUUUCAUUUA
Carica papaya (papaya) is the source of this 1466-nucleotide messenger RNA. The record is from RefSeq and is a predicted model, not a curated record. Lineage: Eukaryota; Viridiplantae; Streptophyta; Magnoliopsida; Brassicales; Caricaceae.